AUGAUUCCUUCGUCUCUCUUCAUGAUCUCUUCGCUGACAGAACUUGACUUGGGAAGAAACGACUUCAGUGGUCCUCUGGAGAUUGGAAAUAUCUCUUUUCCAACUAAACUUGAAGUCUUAUUCCUUGGAGAAAACAAUUUCAACGGACCAAUCCCGCGAUCUAUAUCGAAACUAGUCAAUCUUUCUUAUCUUGACCUCUCUUUAUGGAACACAGAGAGAGGCAUUGUCGAUUUCAGCAUCUUCUUGCAUCUCAAGUCACUUAUGUUCCUUGACAUCUCUUAUCUUAACACAAGAAGCAAGGUUGACAUGAGUGUUUUCUCACAGCUUCUCAUGUCACUUGAUUAUUUGGAUAUUUCAGGGAUUAGUUUGAAGAUCAAUUCAACUCUCCCUAUUUCUUCAUCCAUAUCCACCUUGAGUUUAUCUUCCAGCAAUAUUGUUGAGUUUCCCAAGUUUCUACAAACCAAAACCAGCUGUUUGUCUUAUUUAGACAUAUCUGCCAACCAAAUUGAAGGCCAAGUACCAAAGUGGUUAUGGACACUGCCAGAGUUGUGGUUUUUGAACAUUUCUUAUAAUUCCUUCAGUUGUUUUGCAGGAUCAGCAAGUGAUCUUCCUUUGUUACCAAACUCUACUAAGUUCUUUUUCGGCUCUGACAAUCGGUUUUCGGGAGAGAUUCCGAGGGCAAUAUGCAAACUGGUUUCUCUUGACACACUUGUUUUAUCCAACAACAACUUCAGCGGUUCGAUUCCACAGUGUUUUAAGAAUCUUACACGUAUUUCGGUCCUGCAUCUUCAGAAUAACAACCUUUCUGGUAUUCUUCGAGAGGGAUCAAUUAGUGAUUACUUGAGAUCACUUAACGUUGGUCACAACCGGUUAUCAGGAGAACUUCCCAGGUCCCUUAUCAAUUGUACUGAACUCGAGUUUCUAAACGUGGAAAACAACAAAAUCAGUGACACAUUUCCAUUCUGGUUAAGAUUGUUUCAUAAUUUACAGAUUCUUGUCCUUCGCUCUAACGAAUUCUAUGGGCCAAUAUCUUCUCCAGGAGAUUCUCUGAGUUUCCCAAAGCUGCGACUCUUUGACAUUUCAGAUAAUCGCUUCACCGGAGUCUUUUCAUCAGAUUACUUUGCGCUUUGGAUUGCAAUGUCAUCAUUGGUCGUGGACAUUGUAGAAUAUGAUCAAGUAUGUAAAACACUUAAUCAUUGUGUGGGACGUAGUGCUGGAAACUAUCAUAACUCAGUGACUAUGACGGCCAAAGGAUUGAAGAUGGAGCUAGUAGGGAGUGGUUUCACAAUCUACAAAACCAUUGAUAUCUCUGGAAACCGAUUUGACGGAGAAGUCCCCGAGUCCAUCGGUUUACUCAAGGAACUGAUUGUGCUCAACAUGUCAAACAAUGCUUUCAUAGGCCGUAUCCCACCAUCUCUGUCAAACUUGACCAAUCUUGAAUCAUUAGAUCUAUCUCAAAACAAUUUAUCCGGCAAAAUCCCACCAGAGCUCGGGAAACUCACAUUUCUAGAGCGGGUGAACUUCUCUUACAACAGGCUUGAAGGUCCAAUACCACAAGCCACUCAGUUUCAAAGCCAGAAUAGUUCUUCAUUCGCAGAGAAUUCCAGUCUUUGCGACCUUCCUCUCCAAAACACCUGCGGCGAAGAAGAAGCAACAACAAAGCAAGAUCAAGAUGCAGAAGAGGAAGAAGACGAACAAGUAUUGAGCUGGAUUGCAGCAGCUAUAAGCUAUGUACCUGGUGUUGUGUGUGGAGUCACCAUAGGCCACAUUCUAACUUGGUGUAAACGUGACUGGUUCAUGAGAAUCUUUCACUUAACGAAUGCCCUCCUAGUUUGA
Messenger RNA from Capsella rubella, 1836 nucleotides. RefSeq names its product receptor like protein 42-like. The record is from RefSeq and is a predicted model, not a curated record. NCBI's taxonomy places the organism in Eukaryota, Viridiplantae, Streptophyta, Magnoliopsida, Brassicales, Brassicaceae. The transcript is spliced from 4 exons. Gene Ontology annotation, molecular function: protein binding. The coding region runs from base 1 to 1836 and encodes 611 amino acids.